AAACGUUAUACGUUGGCUUCAGUUUUUCGAAUAAAGACUGAAGGAAAACGUUGUUGUUGUUUAAUUCGCUGUUUUUACAGGAACGACCGACGAGUUAGUGAACUAAUAACGUUAAUAUAGAGAGCGAUUUCAACCCGUUUGUUUUCAAACAUUAGCCAUGUGGGUAAAGAGAGUAAAGAGCCAGAACAGCUGAGGAAGCUCUUCAUUGGUGGUCUAAGCUUCGAGACAACCGAGGACAGUUUACGUGCACACUUUGAGCAAUGGGGAAAGCUUACAGACUGUGUGGUGAUGCGGGAUCCAGGGAACAAGCGGUCACGGGGCUUUGGUUUUGUAACAUACUCCUGUGUAACUGAAGUGGAUGCAGCCAUGGCAGCUCGACCACAUAAAGUGGAUGGUCGCGUUGUUGAACCGAAACGGGCAGUUUCCCGUGAGGACUCAAAUAAACCAGGGGCCCACUUGACAGUGAAAAAGAUCUUUGUUGGUGGGAUUAAGGAGGACACUGAAGAAUAUCAUAUACGUGAAUACUUUGAGCAGUAUGGGAAGAUUGAGAGCAUUGACAUUAUGGAGGAGCGAUCAACGGGGAAAAAGAGAGGGUUCUGUUUUGUAACGUUUGAUGAUCAUGACACUGUGGAUAAAAUUGUAGCUCAGAAAUACCACACCAUAAACUCCCAUAACUGUGAAGUCAGGAAAGCACUGCCUAAACAAGAAAUGCAGGCAGUUUCUAACCAGAGGUAUCGCGGUGAUAAUUUCAUGGGCAGAGGAGGCAAUUUUGGAGGUGGCAACUUUGGUAGAGGUAGCUAUGGAGGAGGCCGCGGAGGCUAUGGAGGAGAUGGCUAUGAUGGAUUUGGUGGAGAUGGUGGGAACUAUGGAGGUGGCCCAGGUUAUGGUGGUGGGCGUGGAGGAUUUGGAGGAGGUCCUGGUUAUGGUCACCAGGGAGGAGGAGGAGGUGGAUAUGGUGGAGGAUAUGACAACUACAACGAUGGACGCAACUUUGGCGGGAACUUUGGUGGAGGAGGAGGUGGAAACUACAAUGACUUUGGGAAUUAUGGGGGGCAGCAGUCAAACUAUGGCCCCAUGAAGGGAAAUAACUAUGGAGGAAGGAACUCAGGUGGACCAUAUGGAGGUGGCUAUGGUUCAGGUGGUGGUGGUGGCGGAGGCAGCUAUGGAUCAAGGCGAUAUUAACGUGUAUAUAUUUAUGGCUUCAGGUGGACAGUUAGCAGGAGAUGAGAUGAGUGGAGAGGAGAUGAGAGGAGAGGUCAGGAAAGCAGCAGGUUACUGUGAGAAAGCCAGGACCUGCUAGUCAGGACACUAAAAAUGGAGACAUAAAAGAAGGACUGUUUCCACUAGCUACAAUGAGCAAGGGUGUAGCCAGAUACUCAUGACCUAGUAUGUGUCAGUGUAUGUACAUUCCUUUAAUCUACUUUGCUAGAUUUUUACCCCUUCUCGUUUUUGCCCAUUUCCGAAACUUCUUUUGAGCUUUUUUCAGAGUGCUAUAUGACGUGUCGUAGAUAUUGAAGUAAGCUUUUGAUUUAUAUGGUCUUAAAUGAUUUUCUCUUUAGAUUACUAGAUUUAUAACUUUGAUUUAUAGGCAUUUUGUUAUUAAAAAGUCACAAACUAGCUGCCAACUAUGGUAUAAUUUUUGGUUGCAGUAAUGUUUUGGUUUCAUGGCAGCGAUGCUCAUCAGUGUCAAGUGUAAUUUUCUGUUAGUGUGUUUGUGCUGUCUUGCAUUGUAUGCAAAAAGAUAUAAGCAGUAUAGUCUUAUCAGAUUGGAGGGCAUGUAAAAGAUUCAUUUGUAAAACAGAAAUCUAGAUUGUUAAACUACAUUUGAAAAGUGAAAAAAGAAACCAGAUUAAAUAAAAUGUAGAACAUUUCCUAAUCAAA
Tachysurus fulvidraco (yellow catfish) is the source of this 1881-nucleotide messenger RNA. It is a transcript of the gene hnrnpa3, whose product is annotated as heterogeneous nuclear ribonucleoprotein A3. The transcript has 11 exons. Bases 289 to 1182 code for a protein of 297 amino acids. Lineage: Eukaryota; Metazoa; Chordata; Actinopteri; Siluriformes; Bagridae. Gene Ontology annotation, molecular function: RNA binding. The record is from RefSeq and is a predicted model, not a curated record.